Messenger RNA from Marasmius oreades (fairy-ring Marasmius), 1289 nucleotides. RefSeq lists its product as uncharacterized. The record is from RefSeq and is a predicted model, not a curated record. Gene Ontology annotation, cellular component: chromosome, centromeric region; spindle midzone; chromosome passenger complex. The transcript is spliced from 4 exons. Lineage: Eukaryota; Fungi; Basidiomycota; Agaricomycetes; Agaricales; Marasmiaceae. The coding region runs from base 21 to 1289 and encodes 422 amino acids. Gene Ontology annotation, biological process: mitotic sister chromatid segregation.
GUCUUCUUGACUCCUCCACGAUGAGUUCGCGCCCCAAAUACAGUGAUGAUGAGAAGAAGCACCUACUAGCUAACCUUGAGAUUGAAGUCGCGCACCGCACUCGUCAACUUCAAUCAUGGCUCGCCGACCGUCUUGAGCAGUUCAAACUUCAGCAAGAAGGACACGUAAUUCGUCUUCCCAAGCAAGUGCGGAAUAUGACCAUGCAGGAGUUUGGGGGAAAAUAUAAUGGGAGUGUUGAAGCUGCGAUGAAGGGCCUCCAGAGGGAACGUCUGAAAGCGAGCGGGAGUGGCGAAGGUAUAGGAGAGAUCGACAAAUCCACGAGGAAGAGGAAAUGGCUUGCGAUUCAAGGAGCAGAAGAGGACGGUGUUGAUCGUGAUGGUGAUGCAAGAACGUCGAAAAAUGCUCGAAUGAUGCAAAGCUCUUCACCGAAAAAGCAGACGGGUCCCUCGACUGGAUCUGGGACAACACAACAACAUUCUCGCUUUUUGGGAGCGAAGACUCCGAACAAAUCAAGAUUCCUCAGCAGUAUACCUGGCUCUCCAAGUCCUCAAAAACCUCCUGCCUUCAAGCCAACGUUGAAUCGAACCACCUCUUCCAACAGCACAUCGUCCAACAUUCGUUCUCAGGUUCCUCGACCACUCUCACCUUCCAAAUCCUCCACAGGACUUAUACCCAACUCACGUCCCCCAGCAAACUACAACCCGGGUGUUCCCCGGUCAAGGGUACCUACCUCAUCCACAUUCAACCCAGCUUUACCGCCCGAGGCACCUGGAUAUCCCACCGGCUCCCUGCGGAUGCCCAGAAUGGACGAGAAGAUGCUCAGCAUCAAUGGUUCACCACUCGCAAAUCCUUUGUGGUAUCAACCCAGUGGCACGACGGAUGAUGGCGGCGGUGGCGAUGGUGGUAAACGACUGAAACGCACAGCGAGUAACAUAUCCAUCCGUCGCGAUCCUUCUUUCCUUACCCAACCGCGACCAAACUCACAAGCGAGUUUCGCGACUACUCAUUCACGCAACAAUUCUGAAGCGACACUCAUAUCCCCUUCGGAGACGCAAGCGUUUGAUGGGUUGCCACCCAAAACGCCUGACACGAGAUACCCAACGAUGACUCGUUCUUAUUCCGUAACAAUUUCUACAAAAGACGGUCAUCUUCUCGAGUUCGAUCCGCUGCGAACUUCACCCGGGGCUUUGGAUGCUCUGGAUGGGAUCACAGACAGCGCUAAGAAGCAGGCUAGAGAGGAGAUGGGUAGAUUGGUUCAAGCUGCAGUGGAUAAAUGGAAAGUGGGGUGA